UAUAUAUAUAUACUUGUGCCGGAAGCAUGAACUUACAGCAAUCCACUUUAUUAUCCGACCCGCAGGUGCGUGCUAAUUACCAUGCCUAAAAAUUACCCAAAGAUCUUCACGUCGACCAACACAUCGGUUACCAUCCUCUGCAUCUGGCUCCUGUCUAUCGUCCUCUUGCUGUUCCCGCUCCUCGAGGCCUACGGGAAGUUCGGUUACAACGACUCGACAGACGAGUGCGAUUUCGUGGACAACACCGCCCUUGGGCAGAGUCCGCGCAAUGUGAUGAUGUUUGCCGGAUACUUCCUCCCCUGCGGCGUCAUUGUGGUCUCCUACGCGCUUAUAUUCUACAAGGCGCGGAUGAGUUCCAUCAAGAUGAAGGCGAUCACCCAGGCCAAUUCACAGAGCGCAGCCAAUACGACCGCGCAGCGUCCUGCUGUGGGGCUGCGAUCACGUGACAUUCGCAUCGCGCGCACCAUAGCCGUCAUCUUCGUCGCCUUCCUCGUCUGUUGCACACCUGUGUCCGUGCUGCACUACCUGGACAGCAGAUACAUAUGCCGACAACAUUACUGUUGCUGCACCCGCUCUACUGGCUGCAGUACUGCCUCAACAUGUUCAUCUACGUCAUCAUGAACAGCCAGUACAGAGAGGCUUACGUGCACUUCGUCGCCAAGUGGUGGCCAGGCGUCAGGAAUAUCUCGGGCCGGCUGUUCCGUGAGCCGAGCAGCGACAGCGGGCGCAGCCAGCGGGCCACGACACCGACCAGCCUUCUGCGCUUCUCCACCCGCCGCGGCCCCGGCAAGCCCCACACGUCCACGCAGCGCCAGCCGCCCCCGGAUAUUUUUGAAACUGACA
This is a messenger RNA of Penaeus vannamei (Pacific white shrimp), 843 nucleotides long. The record is from RefSeq and is a predicted model, not a curated record. Lineage: Eukaryota; Metazoa; Arthropoda; Malacostraca; Decapoda; Penaeidae.